This is a messenger RNA of Mucor velutinosus, 546 nucleotides long. RefSeq names its product mitochondrial inner membrane protein required for protein import (gene TIM50). Gene Ontology annotation, cellular component: mitochondrial inner membrane. The record is from RefSeq and is a predicted model, not a curated record. Lineage: Eukaryota; Fungi; Mucoromycota; Mucoromycetes; Mucorales; Mucoraceae. Gene Ontology annotation, biological process: mitochondrial respiratory chain complex IV assembly. The transcript has 2 exons. Bases 1 to 546 code for a protein of 181 amino acids.
AUGUCAUUCUUAUCAUCUCGACUAGCAUCUGCUCGUCCUUUAGCACGCACACUCUUGAGUUCAACAAGCCGUCGUCAAUUCGCAUCCAAAACUGUCGUCGUUGAGCGUGAGUUACCCAAGCCCCCACCACCUUCCAAAAGACGUUGGUUAUGGACAGGUGUUGGUGUAGGUGCUGUUGUUUGGGCCGUUGGCCUUGGAGCUGCUUUAAAUCAUCAGCGACUAUCAAGCAGUGUAGUUCAUGGCACUCUCUUUAUGGUGCGUUAUGAUCCUCGUGUCAUUGCGCUUGUAGGUGAUCAUGUUGAUUAUGCAGAUUCAUGGCCUUGGAUUAGUGGUACUGUCAACCACUUGAAAGGCAAAAUCGACAUUGGAUUUGAUGUCAAGGGAUCCACUGGCGAGGUGGCUCGAGUUCAUUUCAUUUCAAAACGUGGAGGUCAGAAAUGGACUACGGUUGAAUUCACAGUGGUUCGCAAAUCUGACAACAAAUUGAUUGAUAUUGGCCAUCAUGCCUUGACAGAGAAUGGAGAGCCUGUUGUACAUGGUCAAUAA